Molecule: messenger RNA, 778 nt
Organism: Drosophila melanogaster (fruit fly)
Lineage: Eukaryota; Metazoa; Arthropoda; Insecta; Diptera; Drosophilidae
Exons: 2
Coding region: 196-666 (156 amino acids)
Source: RefSeq, marked reviewed
AUUACCGAUCAAGUGGCUCUGCAUCUCGCAACGAAUCGUUCCGAAUAAAAAAUUAAAUAAAUAAACACAAAAAAUUGUGAUAUAAGCGAUAAAUAUUGUGAUAAUUCGGACAAACGUGUCAAUUGCAUUGCAUCAGCAAGAAUCUAGGUAGUAGAAAGGGAGGCGCAGCGUCGCCAUCCAGUCGCGUAAUUCAGAAUGAUUCCCACUAAUCUGGGCAGACAGAAUGGGGCUCUGGUGUUGGAAGUGUUGAAGGUGCUGGGUCGCCCGGCGACCAGUUACGAGGUGGCGGAAAGAGUGGCCGACGUCUACAGGCUGCCGCUGCACCGCAUCCGUCCCGUGGUCACCGACGUCCUGGAGGCAGGAUCACGACAUGGAUUCUUUAGCAGCCUCAAUGGCCAUUAUUCGGUGGUGCAGCCGGUUGUGGAGCAACUGGGACGGGAUAUAGACCAGUAUGCAGCCGAUAUACUGGCGGGAUAUAGUUGCGAGGGUUCUCUGCCCAAGAUGUCGACCCUGAUGCUCAAGCUACAGCAACUGGACGGGUCUCCGCCCAUGAUGACGGGGAUCAGGUAUCCCCGAGUGAGCUCGGGGGAGCAACGCGAACACAUGCCCUCCGGCGAUGUGUCCUUGGACGCCCGUCUCAUGCUGCCCUUUCCUCGAGUACUAUGAAAAUUCUCCAUCUCUCAAAUUGUAUCAGACAGUGAACUGUUUUGUGGUUUGUGCAACAGAAAAAAUCUCGGGUUCAAUAAAGUCGAGGCAACGGCUUCGAAUUUGGAUCAAG